UGUUUGUAUCUUUAGACAUUAUCGAGAAUGCUUAAGUGUUGUAUGUAAGUUUUAUGUUCAUAUUUCUAUUUUCAUAUUUAUUGACAUUGUUGAUUUUAUUGAAUUUAUCAAUUGAAUUGUUGGCAAUUGUGCAUCAUCAUCAAAAUCUAUUAAACAUGAAAAUUUAUAUACUGUCAUUGUUUGCUUUUGUUGCAUAUUCAUCGUGUAAAGUUACUGACACUUCAAAGAGAUUGCAAAAGAUUUUCAAUAACAAAAUUUUUUUAUUUGAUGAUUUAGAAAAUACAAUUUCACAUCCUUAUACGGAAUUUAUUGUCACUGGAUAUAGUAACAAAACUAUACAUAGUUCUUAUCAAAAAAAUACCAAAGAUUAUGAAAAUUAUCAUGAUAAUGACACUCGUUUUAGUAAUGUAGUCACAACAGAAAAAGUGGACAGCUAUAAAAAUGAAAUUAAUGAAAUAUAUCCAAAAAUGUUGAAUUCAAAUUUCUUACAAACUUUAAAAAAUGGAGUGGAAACAUUAUAUGAUGAAGAUAUUUACAUGCCUGAAUUUAAAAAAUUUCACUACAGAUUUAAAGGUUAUUUAGAAAUUCCAAGUAAAUUUUAUGAUAAGGAUAUUAGUUAUAUAUCUCACAGAAUAUUUGGUUAUUUUUGUGUCACCAAAUAUGUAUCCGGAAAACGAAAUCAACUUGUUUGUGAUUAUUUAGAAUAUAGAGUUCAAGAUACACUAGAUGGUAAAACUUUAAAUAUCAUGGAAUAAAAUGCAUUAUUAUUAUUACUGAUAUUAUAAAAAACAUACAUAAAUCCAUAAUUUAAAAAAAACACGUGUCAUUGAUUUAUUAACAAAUUAAUUUUUUUUUUUUUUUAUAGAAACUUUGUCUUAUACAAUUUGUUUUUAAAUUUAAUAAAUUAAAAGAUAUAUUUAAUAUUAAUAGUAUUAUUGUUGUUAUUAACUAUUUUGUAUUAUUACAAAAUAAUUAUUUUUGAUACGGUAUUUACUAAAUCAUGAAAUUUCAACAAACAAUUAAUUAAAAUUUAUAUUUAGGGAAGACCAGUUAAUAAAUUUUUAUAUUUUUUGAUUUUGUAUCAAUGAUAUUUCUGAUAGAGUGAUAAAAAAUCACAAAUAGCUUCAAAAACACAGACUUUAAUUCGAAAAACUUAUUAUAUUUUUAUUAUUUACGGUGUUUAUUUUAUAAAUAAAAACCUUAAAAUAAAUUUUGUGUUAUUAUUUUUUUAAAACGGGGUAAGUUGACUCAAUACCUAAAAUAUAGUAAUGAAUCAAAAAUAUGUUAAGGAGUAAUAUUUUAUUUAAUUAAGGUUUUAAGUCUAUACUGUGUCUUUAUCUAUAUUUAAGUGGCAAAUUAAUGUGUGUCAACUUGUUAUAUUUAGAUUUUCUUUUGUUUUAAUCAACUCUUUUUAUUUAAAAAAUAAUAUCUCAAAAUUUAUUUUCAUUUGUUGAAAUUUAAAUUUCAUAUGCUAAAUUUUCCAAAAAAAGUUUAAAUUUACAUUUUUACCUUAAAAUUACAUUUGUAUGUUAAAUAAGUGAAAUUUUAAUAAUGUGUCAAGGACUUCUUGAGAACAUGAUAAAUAAAAUAAAUUUUAUAAAAUUUCUUGAUAAAUAAUAAAUCUAUAACAAUUUGACCUAGUCUCUCUUUUAUAAAUAGCAGUUUGCAUGGAAAAUGUACAUAACUGAAAACAAUUUAAAAAAUAAUAUUAUAAAAAUAUUAUUAUAACAUUAUUUAAAAAAAAAAUGUUAUUAGGAAGAUUUUUUAUUAUUAAAAUAAUAUCUUAUUAUGUAUAUUUUAUUUGUAUAUAUUAUCAUUAUUAUUAAUAAAUAAAAACUCCAUUA
Molecule: messenger RNA, 1844 nt
Organism: Daktulosphaira vitifoliae (grape phylloxera)
Lineage: Eukaryota; Metazoa; Arthropoda; Insecta; Hemiptera; Phylloxeridae
Exons: 2
Coding region: 54-755 (233 amino acids)
Source: RefSeq, a predicted model, not a curated record